AACUCUUUCCUUCUCUCUCUUUCUCUCUCUAAAACUUCCUCUCUCUCUCUCUCUCUCUAGAGGAAAGCUCCUCCGAAUCUCACCCCUUCCUCGCCGGCAUAUUCCAUGAUUGCUGACUCCGAGCUUCAGAACUCCGGCGACCGUUUCAGUGAGCUUCAAAACUCCGGCGGCAUGUCAACGAGCUAGUCGAAGAGUUGCAGAGUUAGAGAGAGGAAGGUGGAAGUUGGUAAGGAUUUCGUUUUGAAGAAUUUGCUGCAGUGUUUGGUCUUUGGAGACCUGCCAUUUAUGAAGCGGAAGCUUUUUGAAUUCCUUUGAGAAGACCGUGCAGUGCCAUUCCGAUAUAUCUGGCAAUUGAGGAAGUUUGAAUUUUCAGCCUGUUUUUUGGUGUCCAAAUUGCAUGAUGCCCUUUGAAAUAGUAGAUCGAAGGGGUGCAACUGCAUCGGCCCACUUCUUCAAGGAUAUUUGCUUUCCUCCCGAGAGAGAAGUUGGAUUUUGGAAGCCAAAAGCUAUCCAUGAUAAUUAUGUGGGAACAGAUAGAAUGGUUCAAACACCUGGCAGCAGGCCAGAUGCUUCAUCAUCUUUGGAAAAAAAUUUCACAUUUGGUGCACGAUCAUUGGAUUGCUUGGAACUGCCUCCGUCUUAUGUAGCGGGAUACCAAAAGAAAAAGAUUCACAUGGGUGGAGAAGAGGAAACUGCUAAUUUAUCCACAGCUUCCGGAAGAUACAUGAACCACGAUCAAAUGAUAUGGCCAAAUUUGUAUGAGCCGGCCUCGUCUUAUAUAGUGGACAGAAAUAGGACUAGAAUUAAUGGGACUCUGUGUGAGAACAAUCUCUUCUCAAGCUCAUUGUCUGAAGUGUUCAAUAGAAAGUUGGAGUUGUCAACGGGUGAGGCUCUAUUUUGUAAACCCGUUUCCUGUAACAAGGGAGUGGAACCCACAGAAAAAAUUGAGGCAGAAACCAUCAGGAAUCUCCUUCCUGACGAAGACGAUCUCUUUUCUGGAGUGACUGAAGAGUUGGAAUAUGCUACUCGUGCCAAUGGUGCCGAUGUUGUUGAUGAUCUUGAUAUAUUUAGCAAUGGCGGAGGCAUGGAACUAGAAGGAGAUAAUUGCUCACACCCGGGCCAACAAAAAAAUUCUAAUUUUGCUGGGGGGAAUUCCAUCAGUCAAGGGAGUUCUAAUGGCGGGUUAUUUGCCAGUGAACAUCCUUAUGGCGAACAUCCUUCUAGAACACUUUUUAUAAGAAAUAUCAGUAGCAGUGUUGAAGAUUUCGAAUUGAGGGCUCUUUUCGAGCAAUAUGGGGAUAUUAGAACUCUCUAUACCGCAUGCAAGCAUCGUGGGUUUGUCAUGAUUUCUUACUAUGAUAUAAGGGCAGCGAGGAAUGCGAUGAGAGCACUUCAAAAUAAACCAUUGAGGCGUAGGAAACUUGACAUUCACUUUUCAAUUCCGAAGGAUAAUCCUCCAGAAAAAGAUAUUAACCAGGGCGCCCUGGUGGUAUUCAACCUUGAUACUUCUGUUUCAAACGGUGACCUUCGCCACAUUUUUGGCAUUUAUGGAGAGAUUAAGGAAAUCCGCGAAACUCCGCAUGAGCAUCAUCAUAAAUUCAUAGAGUUUUAUGAUGUUAGAGCUGCAGAAGCUGCACUUCGUGCAUUGAACGGGCGUGAUAUUGCUGGGAAACGGAUCAAGCUUGAACCAAGCCGUCCAGGGGGUGCAAGACAAUGUUUGACGGAACAUUGCUCCGAGUUGCUUUAUGAACCCAGUCCAUUUCGAAAUCCCAAUGACAGUUCAUCAUUAGAGUUGAUGUCAAUGGUAUCUCCUGGAGGAACAACUAGGUUCAUGGAUAACAAAUCUAUCCAGGGCUUACAUUCCGCAAUCCGAGUGCCCAGUAGUGCACUCACUGAAGAUGCAAAUCAUCAUGAGAGUUCUAGUGUUCUGAGCUCCUUGCCUUCUCCAGUGAGAGUGGUAUCUGCUGGAAAUCACUUUGGCCUUUGUGAGUGCAGCCACUCUACAGAUAAAGUGAAAUUUGGUAACGAAUGCAUUCCAAGUUCCCAUCCCCAUUCCUUCCCUGUGUAUCAUGAUAGUUUCAACAAUGCCUUUCAAUACAACUCUUCAAGCAAUUUUCUAGACAUGGCUGGCAAUAUUGGUGUCAGCGUAGGGGACAGAAUGACCGACAAACAUACUUGUAAAGUUGGUUCGAAUGGGCAGCUAAAGGAACUUAAUGGACGGGUUUUUGGCUCUUCUAAGAGUGGAACCUGUCCUCUUCUUGGACAUUGUAAUGUGUGGAACAACUUCAACUCAUUUCAGCAUCAUCCUUUAAGUUCUAUGAGUUGGUCGAAUUCUCCGUUGUUUGUCAAUGGUCUUCAUGCUUCUCGCCCUGCACAGCUGCCUGGAUUUUCUGGAGAACCAUCUCAUAUAUUGAACACAAAUUUGCCUGCACACCAUGUUGGAUCAGCACCAGCUAAGUAUCCUGACCUUUGGGAUGGAUGGCAUACCUAUACAGGAGGAUCUCCUGAAGCUUCAGAAUUUCAGUUGGGGUCGCUUGGGAAUGUGAGUUUCCCUGGUAGUUUACCAUUGCAGCCACUGGAAAGAUCUCACAACAUUUUUUCUCAUAUUGGUGAAAACUGCACAGACAUGUUGAAAAAUGAUGUGAUGCGCUGUCCUAAUCAGAUGUCCCACAUUUUUUCUGGGAGAAAUGCUGUUACUUCAAUGGCAACCUCUUUUGGUUCUCCCAGUGAACGUGUGAGAAACCCCUCAUACCGUGGAAAUGGAGGCAGUUCCAUUCAUGCUGAUAAGAAACAGUUUGAACUCGAGAUUGACCGUAUAUUGCAUGGGGAAGACAGCCGAACAACUUUGAUGAUAAAGAACAUUCCCAACAAGUAUACUUCAAAGAUGAUUCUAGCUGCAAUUGACGAGCAAUGUCGUGGAACUUAUGAUUUUAUUUAUUUGCCAAUCGAUUUCAAGAACAAAUGCAAUGUGGGUUAUGCAUUCAUCAACUUGAUUGAUCCACUUCAUAUCAUUCCGUUUCAUAAGGCGUUCAAUGGCAAAAAGUGGGAGAAGUUCAACAGUGAAAAGGUGGCAUCUCUUGCAUAUGCUCGAAUCCAAGGAAAAACUGCUCUCAUUGCCCAUUUCCAGAAUUCGAGCUUGAUGAACGAGGAUAAACGUUGUCGUCCUAUUCUCUUUUGUACCGACGGUCCAAAUGCAGGUGAUCAGGAGCCAUUCCCUGUGGGUUCUAAUAUCAGACAGAGACCAAACAAAUCUCGAGGCCUUGUUGAUGAGGAGAACCACCACCAAGGUAGCUCAUUAAGUUCUGUAAAUGAAGAGGAAUCUUCCAAGGGAACAGACUCUUCAUCAGGUUCUUCAAAGGACUCAGAUUAACCGAGCUGCUUUUUCUACAUGCACUCAAACAUGAGUACACAAGUCAUGUCCAUCCCGUUUCUGUAUUUUUUUGGGAUGGCUUGGUGGAAUUUUGUCUAUAGCAAAGUUUCUUGAUACCAGAACAUUACAAAGAGGGGCUACUUGUACAAUUUUUUACUGAAAGUGUUUUCUCCUAAAGACUGAAGAGGUGCUUUGCAUCGAGUUCAGGAAUGCUUCUCUGCUUUUCAUUUCUUCAUUGUAAUAUGUCUUAUGGAAUUUUUUUUUUCCUUACCUCACCCUCAAUUUUGAAGGUUUUGGAUUCCUUAGGUGGUUGUUUUUUGCUCUGGGCUGCGAUUGCUCGUGGUGAGAGAUGAACACUAGAAAGCACAGCAUAGUUAAGUGUUCGAUUCAAUCUGGUGUAAAACUUUGCAGUGUUAAAGUUUUGUAAUGAAAACCGCCUUCUGUUUGAUCU
Messenger RNA from Cornus florida, 3821 nucleotides. Its product is annotated as protein MEI2-like 4. NCBI's taxonomy places the organism in Eukaryota, Viridiplantae, Streptophyta, Magnoliopsida, Cornales, Cornaceae. The record is from RefSeq and is a predicted model, not a curated record. The transcript is spliced from 16 exons. The coding region runs from base 398 to 3370 and encodes 990 amino acids. Gene Ontology annotation, molecular function: RNA binding.